AUGAUUGGACUCAAGGCGACACUCAAUGUCAUCGACAACUCGGGCGCACAGAUCGUCGAGUGCAUCCGCGUCCUCAAAGCUGGCUCACAUGCUCGGAUAGGGGACGAGAUUGUCUGCGUCGUACAGAAGGCAAGGUCUCUCGGUGUGCAGGUCGGCAACCAGGCUGCUACACAAAAAGUAAAGCGUGGAGACAUACGGCAUGCCUUGGUCGUACGGACACGGAAGGAGAUGAAGCGAGCAGAUGGACGGUAUAUACGCUUUGACGACAAUGCCUGUGUUCUCAUCAAUAACAAGGGCGAGCCCAUUGGGUCGCGUAUCCUUGGCGUUAUUGGCGCUGAGCUGCGGGACAAGAAGUACAGCAAGAUCUUGUCUUUGGCCCAGCGGGUCGUAUGA
Molecule: messenger RNA, 393 nt
Organism: Protomyces lactucae-debilis
Lineage: Eukaryota; Fungi; Ascomycota; Taphrinomycetes; Taphrinales; Protomycetaceae
Product: 50S ribosomal protein L14
Exons: 2
Coding region: 1-393 (130 amino acids)
Biological process (GO): translation
Cellular component (GO): mitochondrial large ribosomal subunit; ribosome
Molecular function (GO): large ribosomal subunit rRNA binding; structural constituent of ribosome
Source: RefSeq, a predicted model, not a curated record